AAUUACCCUCCACUUCACACUAGAUUAGUAUCACCUUGCAUCACCAAUCAGCUCCAACAUCAGCACGUGAACGGUCUCGUAGUCCUCUCGGAGCCUAUGAGACCGUUCCGUGCCAGCCGUCGUCGUCGACAGGACCCCCUGGUGCACCAUAUCAACCGCCCACGCAUAUAGAAGUUUCUGUCGAUUUUACGAGGCCCGAUGGGCAGAGGACGAGGCCACUUUUAGUUGAGAAUAGACGAUUAUAUGUAGAUGAACAUUAUAUUUCUGUUUGGAGUCCUGUUUUGAGGGCGUGGUGUGUAGAAUGUCCGGAUCGUGAGUUAAUAUUGGCAAAUGUGCAAUAUGAGCAUGUUCUGGAAAUGUUAGAAUGUAUACAUCCAACAUAUAAAGCCGUAGAUGACCAAUCAGUUCAUAUACUUUUACCGUUAGCUUAUGAUUAUCAGAUGGAAGGAUUACUGCACCGUUGUGAAUGUUUCCUGAUCAGUCAUAAUUUACCAUUUCUCGAAAAAGUGUGGAUAGCGGAUAGAUACAAGUUAAAUCGACUUCUAGUACUAUGUCUACGUGAGAUGAGGCCCAAUUCCAAAGUUGAUCUGAACGGAUCAAGGUACUAUGCACUGUCGGAUCGAGUGAAAGUACUACUUUUGGAACGACUACACGGAGCAGCUGCUCCAGAAGAAAUUCUCGAGCCACCGUUAGACCUUGAGCCUUAUCAACGACAAUCUGACGUGAAUUUUGCGGCGGUCCGCGCGAAAACCGGCCGAUUAUAUUAUGUUAAUCCGUUUUAUAUGGCCGCUUGGAGUAAUGUUUUCGAAGAAAAGCUGUGCACAACGAGCAGUGGGAUUGAGGAAAUGUUUUGUCCGUGUACUCAUGAAGAGCUUAAGGCAUUUCUCAUGGCGAUACAUCCUCCACAGUUGAGGAUUAAUGAGACAAACAUCGGCCCGAUCCUAAUGUCAGCUUGCAAAAUGGAAUCACCGGCUCUGCUCCGAAAAUGUGCAAAUCUUCUGCUCUCACCGCACACCCAAUUGUCAGUUUUUGUGAGGUUAUCCCUCCUCGAUAGGUGUUUCCUCCACGAGAUGCUUCCACAAUGUCUACAAAUGGUUUUGAGGCCCGAGAAUUUGAUUCAAAUGACGCAGCAGACAACUUACGACUGUCUCUCCACCCGAGCCAAGGCCGCAAUGAUGGAUCGUCUAGGCGUCCUACUCGACAAUCCAGGUCUCCAAACCCAUCACUGCUCCCGAUGCAAAGUCACGAAUACCUGCGGAGCUGUAACAUGGAUGUGCCCAUCGUGUAAAACAUAUUCAUCCGACACAACACUCAUGAAAAACCCCAACAAUGUCACGACAGGUACGACUACAGUAACCCAGGGUUACGGUAGUGGUACUGUAGGUGGUUUGAUGAAUCGUACAUAGUUCUAGCGAUGUUUUUUUUCGAAUUUUUUUUACAAAAUUGUAUAAUUUAAUUUAACUAUUCAUUUUAAUAUUAUUAUUAUUAUUAUUAUUAUUAUUAUUAUUAUUAUUAUUAUUAUUAUUAUUAUUAUUAUU
Molecule: messenger RNA, 1538 nt
Organism: Caenorhabditis elegans
Lineage: Eukaryota; Metazoa; Nematoda; Chromadorea; Rhabditida; Rhabditidae
Gene: C03H5.6
Product: BTB domain-containing protein
Exons: 5
Coding region: 357-1406 (349 amino acids)
Source: RefSeq, marked reviewed